ACCGCCGUAACGCUUCUCACGUGCUUGGGUCCACUUCCCACGUGCCGUUCCUCUUUAACCUACCAAUCCUUUUAACGGAGCCGUCAUAAUUCCGUGACGGCCACUCCCCAUCGUCACUUCCGUCAAGAUGUCCCUUCUUCCUUCCACCGACGCUAACUAACGCCGUCGCUUCCGCCGCCUAACCCUAACCCUAACGGCACCGUUAAUGGCGUCCUGUGACGAUGACUUCUCUCUCCUUGGCGACGACCAGACAAACCCUAGCCACCACCAACACCAGGUGCUCCCCGCCCCGCCAUAUGCGCCGUCGCGGCGGCUUGCCUCCUCCAAGCCUGCGAACCAGAUCGAUGCGCCACAGCAGCACCAGGGAAAUGGAGACGACGACGUCGUCGUCGAGACUUCCUCUGCUUUUCACGGCGUGGAUCCCUUCUCCGCCGACGAGAGCUCGAAUCCGUACGACACCAGCGCGGCGGCCGACGGAGGCGACGGAGAUCCCAAUGCGAACAGAUCCAGGAUCGGCGGUGUUCGCGUGGAGAAGAGGCAGAAUCUGGAGGAGCUCAGCGACGGAGGGACGGGGAAUGGCGGUGAGACGACGCCGUACGGAAGCUUCAAGCGGCCGAGGACGUCUUCUUCCUCGGCUGGUGAGUACAGGAAGGACAGGGAGGAGUGGGGCGACGCGGCGAUCGCGUGUUUGUUGGACGCUUACUCGGAGAAGUUCACGCAGCUCAACAGAGGGAAUCUGAGGGGAAGGGAUUGGGAGGAUGUUGCUGCGGCGGUGAGCGAGAGGGGCGAGAAGCAGAGCAAGAGCGUGGAACAGUGUAAGAACAAGAUCGAUAAUCUCAAGAAGAGGUAUAAGCUGGAGAGGCACAGGAUGAGCAGCGGAGGGAUUUCAGCCAGUCAUUGGCCUUGGUUCAAGAAGAUGGAGGAGAUUGUGGGCAAUUCCUUGUCCUCCAAAGGUGCAUCAGACGAUGAUCGAGCCGUCAGCUCAUCAGGCAAUGCCGCAAAGCUUUCUCGGAGGUAUGCCAUGAUAACAUAUAGUCCUGGAGCUCAGAUAAAUAACGCCAAGUCCAAGUCGAUGUCAAACCCCAGAUGGCGGAGAGUGGUUCUAAAAAUCAGUGGUGCUGCUCUUGCUUGCACUGGUCCAAAUAACAUUGACCCUAAGGUGGUCAUGCUGAUUGCCAGGGAAGUUGCAAUAGCAUGUCGUCUUGGUGUUGAGGUGGCAGUAGUUGUUGGAAGUCGGAACUUGUUUUGCAGUGAUACUUGGAUAUCUUCUAAUGGUUUAGAUAGAACCACCGCUUAUCAUAUCAGUAUGAUGGCGUCUGUAAUGAAUUGUAUAUUGCUUCAAUCAUCACUGGAGAAGAUGGGGGUACAAGCCCGAUUACAAACUGGGCUAUCGGUUCAGGGGGUUGGAGAGGUUUACAAUCGUCAAAGAGCCAUCCGGCAUCUGGAGAAGGGGAGAGUGGUAAUAUUCGGCGGCAUUGGUGCUACGCUUGGAAAUCCUCUCUUGUCAUCUGACGCAGCAGCAUCCCUCCGCGCUAUAGAAAUAAAUGCGGAGGCAAUAGUGAAAGGAACAAACGUCGAUGGAGUGUACGACUGUCAUUCACAGGAUAGCAAUGUGACAUUCGAUCACAUAAGUUUUCAAGAACUGGCGUCGAGAGGCGUUGCAUCGGUGGAUGCCAUGGCCCUCAACUUCUGUGAAGAGAACGGCAUUCCAGUGGUGGUGUUCAAUUUUAUCGAGCCGGGGAACAUAUCAAAGGCGUUAUGCGGGGAGCAAGUGGGCACGCUGGUCGACAGAAGCGGAAGGGUAUCUGCUGCUUAAUCCGACGCACAGGGGAUGGCAGCAGCAAGUGUAGUAAAAUCACGUAUGAGUAAAGUGUUGGUCUUUUUAACUUUUUUCAACAGUCCUGUAUCCGUUGUGUUUGUAUAUACACAUGAUAUUUAUUUUACAUAUCUGUACGGGGUUUCCUUUUCCCCUCCGUUUGAA
Messenger RNA from Tarenaya hassleriana, 1981 nucleotides. RefSeq lists its product as uncharacterized. Gene Ontology annotation, cellular component: cytoplasm. The record is from RefSeq and is a predicted model, not a curated record. Gene Ontology annotation, biological process: UDP biosynthetic process. Lineage: Eukaryota; Viridiplantae; Streptophyta; Magnoliopsida; Brassicales; Cleomaceae. Gene Ontology annotation, molecular function: UMP kinase activity.